AGGAUGGAGGCCAGUUUCCAGGCCACCGCCAUGAUGGAGAUGCAGGUGGAGGGCGCCGAGCUGACUCAGCUGGCUCACAAGACUCCGCCCAGAGUCCCUCCCAAGCCCACGUCCAAGUCCCCGACUCAGCCCUUGCUGGUCGCCAAGGUGGCCGGAGGACGCCAGCAGUCGCCGUCACCCGUCAGACACGUGAAGGCGCCCACGCCCACGCCUGUCAGGCCUGCCUCUCCCACUUCAAGACUCUCGGUAUCCCCCAUCAGGCCGGUCAAGUCCCCCAUCACUACACGCAAGGUGGCGGCCGCCGCCGCCGCCGCCGACGUGCUGCCGCCGUGGAAGCAGGGAGACUACGUGUCCGAGGCCAGCUACACCAGCAUGACCAGUAUGACCAGCAUCAGCCAGGUGGGCCAGGAGCAGCGCUGGGAGCAGCAGGUCACCGGCGUCAGAGAG
Messenger RNA from Plectropomus leopardus (leopard coralgrouper), 447 nucleotides. NCBI's taxonomy places the organism in Eukaryota, Metazoa, Chordata, Actinopteri, Perciformes, Serranidae. The record is from RefSeq and is a predicted model, not a curated record.